This is a messenger RNA of Procambarus clarkii (red swamp crayfish), 375 nucleotides long. The record is from RefSeq and is a predicted model, not a curated record. NCBI's taxonomy places the organism in Eukaryota, Metazoa, Arthropoda, Malacostraca, Decapoda, Cambaridae.
GUGAUGAUGGCUAGAGUGCGUGGCUGGCGUGGGAGCGCCGGGGUGCUAGUGGUGCUGCUGGCCGCUACGGGGACGGCCGCUCUGGCCUCCACCCUCCCUCCUCCUUGUGACAGCGAAAUCUACUGCCACGGAGAGCUUCUGAAGACGGUGCAGAUGGCUCGCCUCUACAAUGACUCCAAGUACUUCGUAGACAUGACCCUCAAGUUCCCACCCACCGAGGUACUCACGGCCUUCGAGGUUCUCAUGAACAAUACUGACAACAAGCCAACGAAAGCCCAGGUGAAGCACUUCGUGGAGGAGAACUUCCACAAUCCAGGAGCUGAGUUCGUGGAAUGGGUGCCGGACGACUGGACCGACAGGUGCAUUAGUAAGUGA